AUGGCUGUCACACCCCAGCCAAUACUCAUCCAUCCCAGCCCAGGAGGUUCCGUGGUCUCAGAGAGCUUCACUGAGAUGAAGGAAAGCGGCUUUGGCGCCUUAAAGAGGCAACCUGCAGGAGCUGCGACAGGAGAGGCAGAUGGCGUGUUGGAUCUCGAAGUUGGGCAGGGAUGUUGGUUCCAGAGGUGCAGAGCCAGCCACGCGGUGGGCGAGGUGGCUGCGGCCGUUGCUGUGGCGGCAUUCUCCCUGAGCUACUCGCAGCAGGGCUUCGUCCCGCCUCCAGCGGCUCGCAGUGCGAAGAUGACCCAGGAAGAAUUGGCCCCCUGGGAUUCGAUCCAGGACUGCCUGGAGGAUGGACUGGAUGGUGCCCUGACAGCCGCGGAGGACUUCUUCAACGCAGCAGACGGGCUCGUUGGCCCCUCUCCGAACCCUCAGCUCCUUCCGGCCGGCAGCGCGCCCUUGCCCAAGAAGGAUGGUCUGCAGCAGGUUAUCGAGCCGCUGACCAAGCUGUACAUGCGCUACCGAACGGCCAUCUAUCCUCGCUGCAAAGAGUGCCAGAUCAUCGUCCGUUUUGGCAAGCUUUGGCGAACCUGCCGCGUCCGCAGGCACAAGCAACGGCAGCCCGGCAUCACGGGGUACAAGAGGCGGAUGAACAGAUACAAGGGGUGGAAGCAGCUGUCCAAGCGCUGA
Symbiodinium natans is the source of this 690-nucleotide messenger RNA. The record is from the annotation of a GenBank genome assembly. NCBI's taxonomy places the organism in Eukaryota, Dinophyceae, Suessiales, Symbiodiniaceae.